Messenger RNA from Drosophila serrata, 2586 nucleotides. RefSeq names its product molybdenum cofactor sulfurase (gene mal). Gene Ontology annotation, biological process: Mo-molybdopterin cofactor biosynthetic process. Gene Ontology annotation, molecular function: molybdenum cofactor sulfurtransferase activity; pyridoxal phosphate binding; molybdenum ion binding. Lineage: Eukaryota; Metazoa; Arthropoda; Insecta; Diptera; Drosophilidae. The record is from RefSeq and is a predicted model, not a curated record.
AUAUUAAUUUUCUUGGAUAGAGUAUGGCGCCGCAUUUGCCACUAUUUUUCCAUGCCGGCUCCGGCCUCAAAUAAAUAAAACCCGACGCGCAGCCCCACGCAUUUAAUAGUUCCAAACAUGUCGCCAUAUCGCCCGGAAUUCACUCAAUUGGAGCAAUCGAACAUCGAUGUGGAAUUCUCUAGAUUGGCCAACAACAAGAGCAUUUACCUGGAUCAUGCGGGCACCACUUUGUAUUCGGAGAACCAGGUGACUGCCGCCGCGGAGCAACUGCGCCAGAAUGUCAUCUGCAAUCCGCACACCUGCCGCCUCACCGGCGACUUUGUGGACCAAGUGCGAUUUAAGAUCUUGGAGUUUUUCAAUACCACCGCCGAGGACUACCAUGUGAUCUUUACGGCGAAUGCCACCGCUGGGCUGUCUCUGGUGGCCGAGAAUUUUGACUUCGGUUCGUCGGGUAACUUUCAUUUCUGCCAGGAGAAUCACACCUCAGUUCUGGGCAUGCGAGAAAGAGUCCAGGCCAACGGAAUAUAUAUGCUGACUGAAAAGGAGAUAUCUGGUGAAUCUGGCAAGCAGUUGAGCAAUGGAAAAUCGCCCAGAACAGGCAGCGGUAACUCUCUGGUGACCUUCUCUGCCCAGUGUAAUUUUAGUGGCUAUAAAAUCCCACUGGAUACCAUUGGAAACAUCCAGAGAAACGGCCUUACCCAACGCGGAAAACAAAUUUGGUCUUCUAAGACGGAGAAAGAUGAGAUCGAUAAUAAUAACUACUAUAUCUGUUUGGAUGCGGCUUCCUUUGUGGCUACCAGUCCCUUGGAUCUACAAAAAUAUCAACCCGAUUACGUGUGCCUGAGUUUCUACAAGAUCUUUGGCUAUCCCACUGGCGUGGGUGCUCUAUUGGUGAGCAAGCGGGGUGCCGAAGCCUUUGGAAAGCGACGAUUUUUCGGUGGCGGUACCAUUAACUAUGCGUAUCCUCACGCCAUGGACAACCAGCUGAGGGAGUCCUUUCACCAGCGAUACGAGGACGGCACACUACCUUUUCUUGCAAUCGUAGGACUGCUCGAGGGCUUUCGCACGCUGGAGAGACUGGUGCCCAGAACGGAAGGUUUCACAACAAUGGAAAGAAUCUCCAGGCACGUUUUCGGCUUGGCCAAGUACCUGGAGGACCAGCUGAAGCAACUGCAGCACCCCAAUGGCGAGCCCCUCAUCCAAUUAUACAACAAAGUUGGCUACGAGAACAAGAGCCGGCAGGGCGGCAUCGUUGCCUUCAAUGUGCGCACCGAUUCUGGAUCCUUUGUGGGCUUUGGCGAGAUUGCGUGCGUGGCGGCUCUUCAUGGUAUACUCCUGCGCACAGGAUGUUUCUGCAAUAUCGGAGCCUGCCAAUAUUAUUUGGGCCUAGAUGAGGAUGCCAUGGAUGCGAUAUACAAGCGAGCUGGUCGCAUAUGCGGUGAUUACCACGAUCUUAUCGAUGGCCAACCCACAGGAGCGGUGCGUGUAUCUUUUGGCUAUAUGACCACGUUUCAGGAUGUGGACGAGCUGCUCAAAAUGCUGCGUUCCAGUUAUUUGGCCACUAAGCCUCACCAGCGGAUUCUAUUCAUCGAGGAGCAGGCGGAACAACUGCCACCGGUUCUAAAGCAACGUGUCCAGCAGCUGCGACCAAAGCUCCUACAAAUGGCCAUAUAUCCGGUCAAGUCCUGUGCCGCCUUCAAGAUCAGUUCGUCAGGUGAGUCGUGGCCCCUGACCGAGCAGGGCUUGAAAUACGACCGGGAAUGGAUGAUUGUGGACAUGAAUGGCAUGGCCCUCACUCAGAAACGUUGCACGGAACUGUGCCUGAUCAAGCCGGUGAUUACCGAGGAUCUCCUGGAGCUGCACUUUGGCGAGUCUUCAGUAUCGGUUCCCCUGUCACUGCAGGACCAGGCGGACGACUCGGCCAAGUGCGUUAGCAAGGUGUGCCGAGAGCCGGUGAAUGGCUUGGAUUGCGGUGAAGUCGUUGCCCAGUGGCUGAGUGAAAAUCUGGGACUGGAGGGUCUGCGACUACUCCGGCAAUCGGGCUACAGGAACUCAUCCAAGGAUCAGCAGAAGCUGAGUCUGGUGAAUCAAGCUCAGUUCCUGCUGGUGAACCGUUCCUCUGUGCGGUCCCUUCGCUUCGAAGAGGACCUUGACGAGACUGUGGAUCGUUUUCGAGCCAAUAUCAUUAUUGACACAGGCUCGGCAUUCGAAGAGCUCUCCUUCCAGGAGCUCACCAUUGGCCAGAUUAAUUUCCGAGUGGAGGGUCCCUGUCAGCGUUGCGAUAUGAUCUGUAUUAAUCAACGGACAGGCGAAAGAUCCCCGGAGACACUGACCACAAUUUCCCGCCUUCAAAAGGGUCGCAUGCGAUUUGGCAUUUAUAUCACCAGAGUGACCAAAGCAGACGAAGAGGCCGACGGUAAGGAGCAGAGCAUGUCCUGCGGCGAUGUAGUCCUGGCGGAGUGAACAACACACAUAACUACGGGUAAUUACAAUCCAUAAAUAUGUAGUUUUAUAUGAGGGUUAUAAAUAUUGCACAAAUAAUUCAUAUUAUUCCAUCCAUAAUUAAAUAAAGCUGUAAAUAUUUGA